Pelobates cultripes (western spadefoot toad) is the source of this 1920-nucleotide messenger RNA. The record is from the annotation of a GenBank genome assembly. NCBI's taxonomy places the organism in Eukaryota, Metazoa, Chordata, Amphibia, Anura, Pelobatidae.
AUGUUGAACAAGAUGAUAUUACACCCACAGCAGAUAAUGAUAGGUCCUAGGUUCAACAGGGCCCUAUUUGACCCCCUUUUUAUUGUGCUUCUGGCUCUUAAACUUCUUGUGGUGGCUGGCUUAGUAAGAGCUCAGACCUGUCCUUCUGUAUGUUCCUGUAGUAACCAAUUCAGCAAGGUCAUUUGCACAAGGAGGAACCUACGAGAGGUCCCAGAUGGUAUAUCCACUAACACAAGACAGUUAAAUCUCCAUGAAAAUCAGAUCCAGAUAAUUAAAGUGGACAGCUUUAAACACUUACGGCACUUAGAAGUUUUACAGUUGAGUAGAAACCAUAUUAGGACGAUUGAAAUUGGGGCCUUCAAUGGCUUGGCAAACUUGAAUACAUUGGAACUUUUUGACAAUCGUCUGACUACCAUCCCAAAUGGAGCUUUUGAAUACUUGUCAAAACUGAAGGAGCUUUGGCUGAGAAACAAUCCCAUUGAGAGUAUCCCAUCCUAUGCUUUUAAUCGGAUCCCUUCACUUCGCAGACUGGAUUUGGGAGAGAUGAAACGCUUAUCAUAUAUUUCCGAAGGAGCAUUUGAAGGCUUGUCAAAUUUAAAGUAUUUAAACCUUGGGAUGUGCAACCUAAGAGAAAUUCCCAACCUUACCCCUCUUGUAAAACUAGAUGAGUUAGACCUUUCUGGAAAUCACUUGUCUGUUCUCAGGCCAGGAUCAUUCCAAGGAUUAACCCAUCUGCAAAAACUGUGGAUUAUGCAUUCCCAAAUUCAGGUGAUUGAAAGGAAUGCCUUUGAUGACCUUCAAUCACUGGUGGAACUCAAUCUGGCACAUAAUAAUCUAACUUUGCUGCCUCAUGACCUUUUCACACCUCUUCAUAACUUGCAAAGGAUUCAGUUGCACCAUAAUCCUUGGAACUGCAAUUGUGACAUUCUUUGGCUUAGCUGGUGGCUCAAAGAAAUUGUCACCACUGGCAGCACAUGUUGUGCUCGUUGUAGCACUCCACUCAGCUUGAAAGGAACUCAUAUUGCAGAAUUGGAUCAGAAUUAUUUUACAUGUUAUGCACCUGUGAUUUUGGAGCCACCGGCUGAUUUGAAUGUCACAGAAGGAAUGGCUGCUGAGCUCAAAUGUCGAGCAUCAACAUCAUUGACUUACGUUAGCUGGAUUACUCCAAAUGGAUCCAUUAUGACCCAUGGGGCUUACAAAGUGCGUAUUUCAGUGCUGAAUGAUGGCACAUUGAACUUUACAAAUGUAACAGUGCGUGAUACGGGCUUGUACACAUGUAUAGUGAGCAAUUCCGCUGGGAACACCACUGCCUCAGCAACACUGAAUGUGACUGCCAGCGAUAAUGGUUAUACAUACUUUUCCACAGUCACUGUAGAGACUAUGGAACCAUCUCAGGAUGAGGCAAGGACCACAGAACAUAAUGUGGGACCAACGCCGGUCAUUGAAUGGGAAACCACUAAUGCAACCACUUCGAUCAUGCCACAGAGCACAAGGUCUACAGAGAAAACCUUUACUAUACCCAUUACAGAAGCAAACGGUGGAAUGCCAGGGAUAGAUGAGGUUAUGAAGACUACCAAAAUUAUAAUUGGCUGUUUUGUGGCCAUCACUCUCAUGGCAGCUGUAAUGCUGGUCAUUUUCUACAAAAUGAGGAAGCAGCAUCAUCGGAAAAACCAUCAUGCUCCUACACGGACUGUUGAGAUUAUAAAUGUGGAUGAUGAACUCACAGCUGACACUCCAAUUGAGAGCCACUUGCCCAUGCCCGCUAUUGAACAUGAGCAUCUAAACCACUAUAACUCUUAUAAGUCCCCUUUUAAUCACACAACAACAGUGAACACAAUAAAUUCAAUACACGGCUCUGUGCAUGAACCUUUAUUGAUUCGAGCAAGCUCUAAAGACAAUGUGCAAGAAACGCAGAUCUGA